Molecule: messenger RNA, 5023 nt
Organism: Sitodiplosis mosellana (orange wheat blossom midge)
Lineage: Eukaryota; Metazoa; Arthropoda; Insecta; Diptera; Cecidomyiidae
Product: CD109 antigen-like
Exons: 11
Coding region: 660-4832 (1390 amino acids)
Cellular component (GO): extracellular region
Molecular function (GO): endopeptidase inhibitor activity
Source: RefSeq, a predicted model, not a curated record
AUCAUCCUCAAGCGAUUCCAAUACUAACAAAUAGCUUGAACGUCAUCUAGAGCAUGUGCGAAAGAGAAAAUUGCAAUCGUUUAUUUUCGAUAUUAUAUACACAGUUGUACACUGGUGGACUAGUGUUUGUAUUAGAUUUCGCCGUGUAACAAACGAUGGCAUAAGCAUGAGAAAUCAGCGUUAACAGAUUAACUUGUGUGUUGAUAUCAUCUAUACUGCAUAAACACAGUGGAGAGUCACGCCAUCAUCUUUCGGUUGAAAUUUUCACACACUCAAGCACGCACAUACGUAGCUGCAUCACCCGCAUGAAGCAACUUGUGAUGGUGUGUUUGCAUAUUUUACAAUAUUUCCCAACUAGCUAGCAAACUAACGUCACAUUGUAACGAAAUAAGUUCUAAUUUGAUAUGCUGCAGACUAGAGUCGCGCAUAAAGUGUUUAGAAAAUAAUAAAAACAGUUAUCAAGCGUUCAAAUUCCGAAACAAAAUCUAAAGAAUUCAUUAGGUUUGUAGAGGAUAAAAAACAAAAGUGUGAAAAUUGUCCGAAUCGAUUGCAUAGAGAAAUUUUUUUGCGCAUCGAUAAGCAUCUGCCAUCUUUGCAUCAAGCAAUGGUUCGACGCCAUUUUGCUUUGGACACAAAAAUUGUGAAAAUCGAAAAGAAAAAUGUUGCGUAGCAAGCAGAAAGUACAUCCAGCUGCCAAACGCUCGGGAAAAUUCAAUUAUACAAUUUUGGCACUCGAAAAAUUUCGCUGGAAUACCGAUUUCACAUUGAGUUUGACCAUUCACGAUGCACAAUGCAAAUUUGAUGAAGCGAUUCUUGUGCGAGUUUCGAUCGAAGACAACAAAGAUGCGACCAAAUUUCAAAUUCACCGCAAUGUUGCCAUGAAUCCAAACGUAACCGAGGUGGUUUCGAUUCCGGUUGGCAAUGUGCCGGCGCACAGAGGCUACAAAUUGGUGGUGAAGGGCAUUUUGGGAAUUGACAUGGAACACCAAGAACGCCUUCAUCUUCAAACACAAUCUCACAUCAUCUUCAUUCAAACGGACAAAGCCAUUUAUAAACCAAAUGAUUGUGUCAAAUUCAGGGUGCUAGUUUUGGACUGGGAAUUGAAAGCAGCUCCAAUUACGAAGAAUGAACUCAAAAUCGGUAUAACUGAUCCAUGCCAAAAUUUGUUGAAACAAUGGAAUGGCGUCAACAUCGCCAACAACAGUGGCGUUUUUUCUGGUGAAUAUCAAUUGUCAGACCUUCCAAAUCUGGGAUUAUGGAAAAUCACAGUUUCUGUUGGUGAUCAGGUGAAAACCGCUACAAUCAAAGUGGCUGAAUACGUUCUUCCAAAGUUUAAGAUUGAGAUUGAAUCACCGGGUGUCUUCAUGCCGGAAGAUGAAAAGGCACAUGUCGUCGUUCGAGCAUUUUAUACACACGGCAUGCCAAUGAAAGGAACUGUUGACAUUGCGGUUAAGGAAUAUGAUGAUCCAGUAAUGGAGAAAAGUGUCACUAUCAACGGUCAGGAAACGAUUGAAUUUGACAUAAAAAAUGAACUUCAAUUCAACCAUACCCAAGGUUGGAAGUGCUAUAAAAUGGAAGCAAAAGUCACAGAAGAUCUAACUGGUUUAAUCCAAUCAUGUAAGACGAACAUCGAAAUUGAAACUAGCUAUGAUAUUUACACAAAUCUGAAAACCUAUGUGAAGUUAGAACAAGGCACCACCGCUAACAUAACUAUAUCCGUGCGAAAGCAAAACGGAAUAGUGCCCAGUUUUGUCGAUCCAAGCAAAAGAGACAUAUCCGUAAUAAGACAACAAUUUUAUGACGAAAAGCUGGAAAGCACCAAAAGCAACACUCGAAAAUCGCGGCUUGUUCAUCAAUUAAACGACAAUGGUGACGUUACUCUUGCUUUGGAUAUCGAUGAACACGAGUCAAAAUUUUCGUUAUUGGUAGAAUAUGCGUCACAAACAACGAAUCUGGGAAUAUUUUCAACAUUUGCCAAAUUUGAAAUCACUCCUAACAGUGCACAAGUUGGAAACAAUUUGACAGAUGAACUACGCCUAGAAACAUCGGACAUGAAGAAAAAAUACAACAUCAACAAACCAGUUGAAAUGGAGGUCAUUAUAGAUUAUCCGAUUCCAUCCUACACGUACGUGGUUGUCUCCAGAGGAAAGAUUCUUGAAUCAAAAACCAUUUCACCGAUAUUCGACAAUUCCUAUCAGUCUGUGUACGUGCACCGUUUCUUUUUCGUUCCACAUCUUGGCUAUGCACCCAAAGCGACAGUAACUGUUUAUUGUGUCCGAGAUGGAUUAGUUAUGGCCAGCAGUUUUACGAUAGAACUGUACGAUGAUUUCGAGAAUUUCAUCAAUUUAGAUUUUAGUCAAGAUAUGGCCAAGCCGGGCGAUAUUGUGGAGAUCGAAGUCAAGAGCAAACCAAAUUCAUUCAUUGGAUUGCUUGGAAUUGAUAGAAGUGCGUUGAUUAUGCGUGGUGGUAAUGAUCUUUCUCAUGACGAGAUUCGGACUUCUCUUGCAAUGGCUAAUCUAGCUCAUCACAGCUAUAAAGAUUCGUCGGAGUUUUCGAAUGCCGGACUGAUCUGCUUCUCAAAUGCAAAACGUUUUAUACCACAUGGACCAACAUUACAUUUAGUUUUUCGAUUGAGAGGAGGUGGAGAAGGACCCCCGAAGCCAAAAGUUCGAAAGCAUUUUCCAGAAACUUGGAUUUGGGACACGAUCGAUGGCAAAAAUUUCAAUGGUUCACUAAGCAUGAAGAAAACGGUACCCCAUUCGCUGACAACUUGGAUUUUGACUGGAUUCUCGAUUGAUCCCGUUAAUGGUUUGGCUUUUAUUAAAGCGCCUGUGAAAUUGUGUGUGCAGCAACCGUUUCAUAUAUCUCUGAAUUUGCCGUAUUCUGUGAAGCGCGGCGAAGUUGUGACCAUUCCAUGUUCAGUGUUCAACUAUUUGCCAAAUGAUAUCGAAGCCGAAGUAACGCUUGAAAACGAGAAUAACGAGUUUGAAUUUGCCGAUUCAGCAACAACGGAGAAGUCAACGUCCCAAAUGAUGAGACUUCAAUUCCGCCGAAAGAAUUUGUUAAUCCGUUCCCAAAACGCUCAUAAUGCCGUCUUCACCAUUCGCCCAACCAGAGUUGGUUCAAUUUCCCUGAAAGUAUCAGCAGUGUCAUCAGUUGCCAGUGACUGUAUUGUCAAAGCAUUGAAUGUCGAAUGUGAAGGAGUUCCACAAUUCAUGAACAAAGCCGUUUACAUUGAUCUGCGUGAAAAAUCUCGAAUUGAUCCAAUUGAUUUGGCCAUCGAAUUUCCUGAGAUCGCUUUGCCAGACUCGCAGCGCAUUGAAAUUACGUGUGUCGGAGAUUUGCUCAGUGGAACCAUUGAAAAUCUACAGCAACUCAUUCGGCUGCCAUGCGGCUGCGGCGAACAGAACAUGCUCAAUUUCGUUCCAAACAUUGUUGUUCUGAAUUAUCUGAAAAACACGCAACAGUUGACCGGUAAAAUUGAAGCAAAGGCCAAGAAAUACAUGGAAAUCGGUUACCAACGGGAAUUGAUAUACAAACACAAAGAUGGAUCAUUCAGCGCUUUCGGAGAGUAUGAUAAAAGAGGCAGCACCUGGUUAACAGCGUUUGUAGCAAGAUCAUUUCAACAAGCAUCGGAACACAUUCUGAUCGACAACAGCAUAAUCGACCAGGCCCUCAAAUGGCUGAGUAGAAUGCAAUCAUCAAAUGGAAGUUUCGUGGAAAGGGGAAGCAUUUUCGACAAAGAGAUGCAAAGUGGCGCAUCCAAUGGGAUCGCAUUGACAGCAUAUGUUUUGACUGCUUUUUUGGUGAACAAAGAAUCAACUACUACAUACAAAACAACGAUCGAAAAAGCCAUCGCAAAUAUCGUCAAAUUCGUCAACAGUUGCAAUGAUGUGUAUGCAUUGGCCGUUUGUGCAUACGCCUUACAAUUGGCUAAUCAUAGUUCCAAGAGAGUUGCAAUAAAUCGUUUGAUGAAAUUGGCAAAAUCAAAUGCUAAUUACAAAUGGUGGGACAAAUCAAUUAAAGUUGAAGGCUAUCGGUGCAAGGAAUCGAAGACGAUCAAUGUCGAGGUGACAGCAUAUGCUCUACUUACUUUGAUGCAAAAUUCUGAAAAUGAUUCUGAAUUGGUGCCCAUCUUGAAAUGGCUCUUAAACCAACGCAAUGACAGAGGUGGAUUUGAAGGAACUCAAGACACAAUUGUGGGCAUCGAGGCACUCGCCAAUUUUGCAACCAAAAUUGUUACGAAGGAAAAUUCGGUGAAUAUCAGUGUCACAACAUCAAACGACACGAAGAUUAAUUUUGAUGUCAACAAGGACAAUUCAUUGGUGCUCCAAUCACAAAAGUUGACACCAGACGUCAAAUCGGUUCGUGUAAAUGCGACUGGCAAAGGAUUUUCUUUGCUUGAGCUGGCCUAUCGUUACAACAUUAACGCACCAGACGCUCAAUCAGCAUUUUCACUGAAAUCAAAUGCGAAGCUGGUUGAUGGUUAUAUGACUCUUGUGAUAACAUCAAGCUAUCAGCCGCCGGAAGGCAAGGACUCACACAAGCAAUCGAACAUGGUUAUUCUGGAAAUUGCAUUACCCAGUGGAUUCGUUCUGAAUACUGAUGUUUUGAAUCGACUUAAGGCCACAGUACCGACCAUCAAGCUCAUCGAAACAAAGAAUAGUGACACAGUGGCCAUAAUUUACUUUGAUUAUCUGACUUCGGAUGACAUUACUUUGAAAGUUGUUGGGUUCCGUGAAUACAUUGUCGAUGAACAAAAGCCGACACCCAUCAUCAUCUACGACUACUACGAUAACGCUCUCAGUGCGCGUGAGUUCUACUCACUUUGAAGUGGAACAUCGUACUCAAAACACAGAUGAUUGAAUCACUUCAAAUAGACUUAAACCUAAGAUACGUUACAACAAUGCAAUGCGACGAAUAGCAAGCUAUUUUCAAAUAACCAAACUGAAUAAUAAGCAAAAUAGGAGUUACUUAUUUUGCAAAAUUAUAUCAUGAAUAAACGAAAUAUUCAGCAAUAAAA